Messenger RNA from Daucus carota subsp. sativus, 1746 nucleotides. RefSeq names its product protein FAR1-RELATED SEQUENCE 5-like. The record is from RefSeq and is a predicted model, not a curated record. The coding region runs from base 1 to 1746 and encodes 581 amino acids. Gene Ontology annotation, biological process: regulation of DNA-templated transcription. Gene Ontology annotation, molecular function: zinc ion binding. The transcript has 5 exons. NCBI's taxonomy places the organism in Eukaryota, Viridiplantae, Streptophyta, Magnoliopsida, Apiales, Apiaceae.
AUGGAUUUGGAUGAAGCAGGUCAGUUAAAAAAUCUAUUCUGGGCUGAUGCAAGAAGUAGGGUUGCAUAUGAAGAAUUUGGUGAUGUUAUUACCUUUGACACAACAUAUUUGACCAAUAAAUAUGACAUGCCGUUUGCACCAUUUGUGGGAGUAAAUCAUCAUGGACAAUCAAUCUUACUUGGUUGUGGGCUGGUUGUGGGUCGUGCACCAAAAGCCAUCAUCACGGAUCAAGAUAAAGCUAUGCAAAUUGCUAUUGCGGAAAUAUUUUCAGAAGCUCGGCAUAGAUGGUGCUUAUGGCAUAUAAAGAAGAAGUUGUCAGAAAAGUUGAAGGGUUAUGAAGAGUAUGAUUCUAUCAAAUUUUUUCUGAAAAAUGCGGUGUACAAUUCCCUAAGUAGAGAUGAAUUUGAGGAAAGUUGGAAUAAUAUGAUUGAAAGGUUUGAGCUCCAAGAUAAUGAGUGGUUAACUGGACUAUACAUUGAGAGGUGUCGUUGGGUGCCAAUUUAUGUGAAGGAUAUUUUUUGGGCUGGUAUGUCUACUACACAACGUAGUGAGAGUAUGAACUCAUUUUUUGAUGGGUAUGUCAACUCAAAAACAACUUUAAAGCAGUUUGUAGAACAAUAUGACAAUGCACUUGCAAGUAAAGUGGAGAAGGAGAAUCAAGAAGACUUCAACUCGUACAACUCAAUGUAUCCAUGCAUUACAGAUUAUGAGAUGGAGAAACGGAUUCAGUCUCUUUAUACAAAUUCAAAGUUUAAAGAGUUUCAGCAAGAAUUGAAAGGAAAACUUUAUUGUGAAGUUUUUCCAAUCCAAAAUGAUAGCUCAAAGUACGAAGUUGUUGAAGAUUGUAGGUUUGGUGAAAAAAGAAGGCAUGUGUCUUAUAAAGUAGACUUUAAAGAAGUUGAUGGGGAAGUCAUCUACAACUGUAAGUUGUAUGAAUUUAGAGGAAUAUUGUGUAGACACGCAAUUUCAGUUUUGAUUCACAAAAGAGUUUAUGAGAUUCCUUCUAAAUAUAUCAUGAGUAGAUGGAGAAAAGAUAUAAAAAGAUGUCAUACUCGGGUGAAGAUAAGCUACAAUACUAUGGCAGUGAACAUAGAGACACAAAGAUUUGAAAAGAUGUGUGAAGCUUUCUUUAAGGUCGCUAAGAUGGCUAUGGAUAGUGAUUCAAAGUGUGAAAAAGUGGUGGAAUGGACAGGUAAACUGAAGAAUUUUUUUGAUGAUCAUACCAGUUCUGAUGCUGCUCAACCUUGUGUAAAUGAUGGUGGAACAACAAUUGGUACUGAGACAUUAAACAAUGACCAUCCAAACAUAAUUGAUCCUGUGAUUGUUCGAGGUAAAGGUCGUUCCCCAACCAAUAGAAAAAUAUCCAGGGUUGAGAAAACCAUCACAAAGAAAAAAGGAAGUAAAAAGAAAAAAGUUGAGAAAACAGGGCAGGACACAUCUUCCAAAUCCUCUCAAAAUAUUUUUGAGCUACAAAACUCAAAUGAUUUUCAGAUACCAGAAAAUCAAAGAAAAACUUAUCAGGAGCAUUUAAGUACUUUGGAAAAAAGUACCUACAAUCAUGAGCAUCACUUACCUAGUAGUGAUGAUUUUGUUUCUGCACCAUUCUCUUAUUAUACUCCUCAGGUUGGCUUUGAGGUAAUUCCUCACUGGAGUCAUGAUCAAGCUACAACAAUUCCAAGUCAUUUGGCAGGAACACAUAUGAGCAUCCUAUCUUCAUUUAGUAGAAAUCAAGGAGAACAGAAAUAA